AUGUUCAAACGCUCUUUUUCUUCGAAGGAUCGGGUGGGCAAGGCUGUCAGACCUGCCAAGAAGACCUACCGCGACAAGACUGUGGUGAAGAUGGAGGAGUCAUUGGACAGCCCGCCUAUGGGAAGCCCUAUCACUAGCCCGAUAGUGACUUUGCUCGUAGGCCAUGAACAGCGUCUUUUCGCUGCGCAUGAAGAUGUCCUUUCACGUUCCCCCUAUUUUGAAGCUGCCUUAAAGGACCAGUUCCUUGAAUCCAGCGCAAAGAAGGUGGACCUUCCUGAUGAAGAACCGGAAAUUCUGUCCUGUAUUCUCGAGUAUCUCUACAAAGGCGAUUACUUUCCUCGUCUGUUACAUAACAAACGCCGUAAUUCUUGGGAACUCGAGAACGCUCAGGACGUCCAUAAAAUCGGUGGCCGCGGUUCGAGCGAGGCUACGAUGUUUCAUUCGGGUGUGGGUGGCGAGCUCCUUCGGGAUACCGUCAUCUACUGCGCUGCCGAAAAGUACGGCUUGGAGGAGCUGAAGCGGCUUGCUCUUCGGAAGCAGGGCCUGCAAAGCGGAAUUCCAGUCGACGUGAUCUUGCGAUCUGCACGGUUUGCGUACGAACACACACCCGACACCGACUCACGGCUCCGCGCCCAUUACUUGGCUUUGAUUAUCAGAAGUCGCAAAACGUUCAAAAGAAGCGGAACAAUGCAGAAUGAGAUGGAAAUUGGAGGUAAAUUGUUUUUCGAUUUGUUUGUAGCGAUGAGCAAUCAUAUUGAUGAUAUUGUGGAAAUUGGCAAUAGCCGAUCACCCAAGUUCAUCUAG
Molecule: messenger RNA, 804 nt
Organism: Talaromyces proteolyticus
Lineage: Eukaryota; Fungi; Ascomycota; Eurotiomycetes; Eurotiales; Trichocomaceae
Exons: 4
Coding region: 1-804 (267 amino acids)
Molecular function (GO): protein binding
Source: RefSeq, a predicted model, not a curated record